UUUGUGUGCAAUACAGAUACUUGAGGAAGAGAAAGUUCACCACUUGUUGACUAUAGGUUCUACGUCAAAGAGCAACAUCCAUGAAGCAAGAUUACACUGAGAUGCAGUCUACUAGCCAAUCAGUUUCUGAAUUGAAAGAUUUUGUUAAAAAACCCAACUCGUUGCCUGAAAUGACAAGGCAUAUUAAUCUUGCUCAGCAUUUGACUAAAUUUACAUCUAAACCUUCAUUUCUUGGGCGGCUUGAUAUGGAACACACUAUUGUGGAGUCUGAAAGUUAUGAUAUAUGCAUGGAGUACAUUGAAGAGAUGAUCCAUAAGCAGGAACCUCUUCUCAAUGUUCUACGCCUUCUCAUCUUAUUUUCAAUCACAAAUUCUGGAUUACCAAAAAGGAAUUUUGACUAUUUAAGGCGGGAGUUACUUCACAGCUAUGGUUUUGAGCACAUGGCAACCUUGAAUAAUUUGGAAAAAGCGGGAUUGGAAAAACCUUGAUGUAAUACCGACUUCUGUUACCCACUGUUAUUUAUUCUUUUUAUGAUAUAUUCUCAUUUCAUUA
Ipomoea nil (Japanese morning glory) is the source of this 552-nucleotide messenger RNA. RefSeq names its product vacuolar protein-sorting-associated protein 33 homolog. Bases 81 to 488 code for a protein of 135 amino acids. The transcript has 6 exons. The record is from RefSeq and is a predicted model, not a curated record. NCBI's taxonomy places the organism in Eukaryota, Viridiplantae, Streptophyta, Magnoliopsida, Solanales, Convolvulaceae. Gene Ontology annotation, cellular component: vacuole; CORVET complex. Gene Ontology annotation, biological process: intracellular protein transport; vesicle-mediated transport.